AAACUGUAAGGUGGUAUCGUCAAAGUAAUUUACGUUCGUUUUAGGUCCAAACCACAUAUCUAAUUAAAAUUUGAUCGGUUAAACAGCUGUGACGAUAACGCAGCGCGUACCGAGCGUAGCUACAGUGUAUACUAUAAGACUAUAACAGUACAGUACACUGUACAGCACUCGCCGGCAGUGCACCAGCGGUCUCGGCGCGCGGCGGACGCGAGUGAUGUGAGGAUGACCAAGUACAAGAUGAACAACACCGCGCGCUCCUCGUCCGAGGUGACGCUGACUUCGUUCGUGAGCGCGGACAGCUGGCCGGGCGGCGCGGGGGGCGCGGGGGGGCUCGCCGGCGCCCUGCAGAAGGCCUACGGCUGCGGCCUCAACGAGCUGCGGGGGGACAACCUGGCCGAGUGCCUGUGCGAGCGCUACGGCGGCGGCUGCAAGCUGUGCCCGCGCCCGCCCCCGCCGCACCUGCCCGCCCCCGCCCUCGCGCCGGGGAAGGGCUGCCGCUCCUGCGGCGCCGACUGCGGCCCCGACAGAUCCAUCUACAGCACGACGAACGACCUGUACUCGUCUCACCCCGACAAGGCGGGCGCGUGGCGGCGCGGCGCGGCGCGGCGGCUGCGGUCGUGCUGCUCGCGCAAGACGCUGCUGCGCCGCCUGCCCGUGCUGCAGUGGCUGCCGCAAUACUCCUUCAGGAAGGGCCUGGCGGAUAUUAUCGCAGGCACGACUGUGGGCCUGACGGUGAUCCCGCAGGCGAUCGCGUACGCGGGCGUGGCGGGGCUGCCGCCGCAGUACGGGCUCUACUCGUCGUUCGCGGCGUCGUUCGCGUACGCGGCGCUGGGCUCCGUGCGCGCGUCCGCCGUCGGCCCCACCGCCAUCGCCGCGAUCCUCACGCGCGAGAACCUGCACGGCAUGGGCCCGCCCUUCGCCGUGCUGCUCGCCUUCCUCUCCGGGUGCGUCGAGCUCGCCAUGGGCGUGCUGCAGCUCGGUUUCCUGAUCGACUUCAUCAGCGGGCCGGUGUCGGUGGGGUUCACGUCGGCGGCCGCCAUCAUCAUCGCCACCUCGCAGGUCAAGAACAUCCUCGGCCUCAGCUUCCCCGGCGGCAAGUUCCUCCAGGUGUGGGCGGGGCUGUACGAGCACAUCGGCGAGACUCGGCUUUGGGACGCAGUGCUGGGCGUCUCCUGCAUCGUGCUGCUGCUUCUGCUCAGGAAGGUGAAGGACAUCCGCGUGGGCGGCGCCGAGGGGGCAGAAGGCUCGGCGAGUGGGGAGGGCGGGGAGGGGGGGCGCGGCGCGCUGGCGCAGGCGCUGUGGUUCCUGUCCACGACGCGCAACAUCAUCGUGGUGCUGGCGUGUGCCGCGCUCGCAUACUACUUCGACACCAAGCAGCUGCAGCCCUUCGUGCUGACCGGCGAGGUGAAGCCGGGCCUGCCGCCGCUGUCGCUGCCGCCGUUCUCGGCGACGGUGGGCAACCACACGUACAGCUUCACGGAGAUGGCGUCCACGCUGGGCUCCGCCAUCGUCGUCGUGCCGCUGCUCUCCAUCCUCGAGAACAUCGCGCUCGCCAAGGUCUUCGCGGAGGGCGCGGCGGUGGACGCGACGCAGGAGAUGGUGGCGCUGGGCGUGUGCAACAUCGUGUCCUCGUGCGUGCAGUCCAUGCCGGUGUCGGGCGCGCUGUCCCGCGGCGCCGUCAACCACGCGUCCGGCGUCGCCUCCCCCGCCGGCGGCCUCUACAGCGGCGCGCUCGUGCUGCUCGCGCUCCAGUACUUCACGCCGUACUUCUACUACAUCCCGAAGGCGUCGCUGGCGGCCGUCAUCAUCGCGGCCGUCGUGUUCAUGAUGGAGCUGCACGUCUUCAAGCCCAUCUGGCAGACCAAGAAGGUGGACAUAAUCCCGGGCGUGGUGACGUUUGGCGCGUGCCUGCUGACGCGCCUGGAGCUGGGCAUCGCGCUCGGCAUCGCCGUCAACCUGCUGUUCUUGCUCUACGCCUCCGCCAGACCCUCCGUCAAGGUGACAGCGGCGGUGUCGGGCGGCGGACAGCGGUACUGGCUGGCGAGCGUGGACCGCGCGCUGGCGUUCCCGGCGGCGGAGCGCGUGCGGCGCGCGCUCGCCAAGCCGCCCCCCGACCGCCCCCUCGUCAUCGACGCGCAGCACGUGCAGGCCGCUGACUUCACCGCGGCCGAGGGCAUCAAAGCGCUAAUCGAGGAUUUCCACGCGCGCGGUCAGACGCUGAUCUUCUACAAUGUGAAACCGUCGAUCGCGGGCGUGCUGCGCGCCGUGCGGCCGCGCCAGCUGCUGCUGUGCUCCGGCCCGCACCAGCUCGACCUCAUGCUGCGGGACGCUACGCCCAAGUGUCCAGAGCCGGAUCUGCGCUGACCUGAGGGCUGAGGCUGGACGCGCGCCAUCUGUCGGGGAGCAGUAGGAACUAACAAAUGAAAUGUGAUAUUCGGUUACCAGUUAUUUUAUUGUUACAGAGUUUUUAAAACAUUUUAUGAUCGCGAGUGUGUUGUGUGGUUUUGUAAGAGAAUCAGAUAUAUCAUGUACUAGGUAGGUAGGAUGUAUAAAAUUAUAGUUCAUAAGUAAUAAUACGAUGGUAUGUUGUUGAAUAUAUAAAAUUAUUAUUAAUAAU
This is a messenger RNA of Aricia agestis (brown argus), 2617 nucleotides long. Its product is annotated as sodium-independent sulfate anion transporter-like. The record is from RefSeq and is a predicted model, not a curated record. Bases 223 to 2364 code for a protein of 713 amino acids. Gene Ontology annotation, cellular component: membrane. Gene Ontology annotation, molecular function: sulfate transmembrane transporter activity. Gene Ontology annotation, biological process: transmembrane transport. The transcript has 13 exons. NCBI's taxonomy places the organism in Eukaryota, Metazoa, Arthropoda, Insecta, Lepidoptera, Lycaenidae.